This is a messenger RNA of Brugia malayi, 219 nucleotides long. RefSeq lists its product as uncharacterized. Bases 1 to 219 code for a protein of 72 amino acids. The record is from RefSeq and is a predicted model, not a curated record. NCBI's taxonomy places the organism in Eukaryota, Metazoa, Nematoda, Chromadorea, Rhabditida, Onchocercidae. The transcript is spliced from 2 exons.
AUGUUCUCAAGUCGAAUCAUAGGGGGAUUUCUUUUGUACAUUCCUAUGAUUUGUGGAGUGGAACAUGAGGAAUGCUUGGUCAUGAAAUCUGCGUUUAGAAACUUGUACAUCAAACUUGAGGCUGUUUCACGGAGAACAGGUGUAUCACCCUCGCAUGCAUUGCAGGCGCAUUUCGUCCAGAUAAAUUGGUUUGGCAAUGAAACCAGUGCACACGAAUAA